GGCGUGCUCGUACUGGAAGCAAGGUGGCUUGUGCCUUAGCCCGUUGUUGACAUUACCGCUCAAUCGGCUUAAGCUGCAAAUUACACGCCUGAAAUGUCGCUGAAAAUCGCGACCACUUCGCUGACCCGCGCCCUAUGGAGCGGAGGAAGCCGACAACAAUCUCCCAAAGUAAACCGCGCGUGCUGCGUCACGUUACGCGGCCACGACGGGACAAAAGAGAGAAGCGGUUGCUCCUCUGGUGGCUCCAGGGGGCCGUGUGGCGACGAGCAGCCAUGCAGCGAGCUGCACCCUGGGGCUCCAGCGGCGGCGUCCGGCGGACAGCGAGCCGAGGAGCCAGCGGGCGCGCCCGGUGUGACUGGCGCGAAGAGGCGGGCGUCUACGUCCACCUCCACGACCGCUCCCUUGGACCAGAAAUCCUACAUGUGGGCUCGUUACGCUGACCUGAGACGGAUGGUUCAUGAGCUAAUUCCACCCGGCGCGUGCAAAUCCCUCAACUCGUCAGCCAUCUACGCUAACAAUGAAGUCAACUUGGACGAAGUGGACAUCUACGGCUUUGACUACGACUACACGCUGGCUCUGUAUUCCAAUGCGCUCAACUCGAUGAUUUACAACACAGCCAGGACCUUUCUCGUUGAGCACUUCAAGUACCCUGAGGCAAUCCUCAAAUAUGAUUACAUUCCCAACUUUGCAGUUCGAGGUCUUCACUACGAUAUCCAAAAGGGUCUACUGAUGAAGAUCGACGCCUUCCAUUACAUUCAACCAGGAACAGUUUACAGGGGUCUGAGGCCAGUGCCAGACGAGGAGAUCCUUGAGCUCUACGGGGGAACUUUCCACGUCCCUCUGCAGCUGGAUAGUGGCUUCUACGGAAAAGGCCCAAAGGUGAAACAGUUCAUGGACAUCUUCUCCAUCCCAGAAAUGACCCUCUUGGCUGUGGCCAACGAUUUCUUCAUCAGCAACGACAUUGAUUACGAUCCAGUUCACCUCUCCAAAGAUGUCUCAGAAGCCAUUGGCAUGGUCCACUUGAAAGGCUUCAUGUACAAGUGGAUCGAGCAAGACCUUGAAAAGUUCAUUAUGAGAGGAGAAGAAACGGAUGCCGUUUUGCACCGACUCGUCAGCCAUGGAAAAAAGCUUUUCCUCAUGACCAACAGUCCCUUCAGUUUUGUGGACAAAGGCAUGACGCACAUGGUGGGCAAAGAGUGGAGAGACUUCUUCGACGUCAUCAUCGUGCAGGCGGACAAACCUCACUUCUUCACCGAUUGCGUCAAACCCUUCCGGCGUCUCGAUGGAAACGGGGACCUUCGUUGGGAGAAAAUCAGCAGGUUAGACAAAGGCCACAUUUAUAAACAGGGAAACCUGUUUGACUUUCUCAGGUUGACGGGUUGGCGAGGAUCGAAGGUUCUUUACUUUGGAGACCAUCUUUACAGCGACUUGGCAGACCUGACGCUACGACACGGCUGGCGCACUGGAGCCAUCGUACCGGAACUGGAGAAUGAAACCAAAGUUGUGAGCACAGAGCGCUACGCUGUCAACCUCACUUGGCUCCAAGCCCUCACCGGCCUGAUGGAACGAUUACAGACGCACCGUGACCCAGGAUCCAAACAAGUGCUUGACGAGUGGCAGAAGGAGCGAGAAGAACUCAGGCUGAUGACGAAGAACUUUUUCAACCCUCAGUUCGGCAGCAUCUUCCGAACGUGCCACAACCCCACGUAUUUCUCCCGCCGCCUGUCUCGCUUCUCCGACCUCUACAUGGCCUCCCUCAGCUGUCUUCUCAACUACGACCUCUCACAAACCUUUUACCCACGCCGUACUCCUCUGCAGCAUGAGGCGCCGCUGUGGAUGGACCAGCUGUGCACCGGCUGCAUGAAAACACCUUUUCUGGAGGAAAUGGCUCAAAUUCGAUGAGCGAGUACGUUUUUAGGACACGCCGUUCGUUGCCUUUUUCGACACCCGUAUGUUUGGGUGCAGAAAGGUGGCAUAAAAUUAUACAUAGUGACCAGUUUAGCCAAAGAAGUAGAUUAAAAACAGCCUGAAGAAAGUAAGCUGCUUGGGUUGCUUCAACUCAGCAAAAAAAAAAAACCUAAACACGCACAAUUAGCUUUUGUUUUUUAUUUAGUUGUGGCAAUGACCCACUGUAUGCAUAAAUAGUGCGGUUGCAGUCGACUUUUUCACCUCAACUUGGUGUUUACUGUUUUCUUUUUUUGUAGUUUUUGCAUGGAGGAAACCACAUGGGGGAAUUCCAAAGUGUAUUAUGACCACACUUUAAAGAAAAAAAAA
This is a messenger RNA of Syngnathus acus (greater pipefish), 2274 nucleotides long. It is a transcript of the gene nt5dc2, whose product is annotated as 5'-nucleotidase domain containing 2. The transcript has 14 exons. The record is from RefSeq and is a predicted model, not a curated record. Gene Ontology annotation, molecular function: 5'-nucleotidase activity. Bases 94 to 1902 code for a protein of 602 amino acids. NCBI's taxonomy places the organism in Eukaryota, Metazoa, Chordata, Actinopteri, Syngnathiformes, Syngnathidae.